This is a messenger RNA of Phyllostomus discolor (pale spear-nosed bat), 1490 nucleotides long. RefSeq names its product mitochondrial transcription termination factor 3 (gene MTERF3). Bases 158 to 1396 code for a protein of 412 amino acids. Gene Ontology annotation, cellular component: mitochondrion. The record is from RefSeq and is a predicted model, not a curated record. Lineage: Eukaryota; Metazoa; Chordata; Mammalia; Chiroptera; Phyllostomidae. The transcript has 8 exons. Gene Ontology annotation, biological process: regulation of DNA-templated transcription; mitochondrial ribosome assembly. Gene Ontology annotation, molecular function: double-stranded DNA binding.
CCACGUGGGCGAGGCUGCACAGGGGCGCCGGCGCGGCGGGCCGACGAAGUGGAGUACCGGGUGGUGGGACCCUGCGCGCUGCCCCGCCACCUGGUCUGCCCAAGCGAAACGAACCGCAAGAGCUAGCUAGGCCUCGCCACAGGCUACUGCAAGAAAAAUGGCUCUGACCCCCCAACAGAUGCCCAGGUGGCUCAGCUCGAUUAGACGGAAUAGCUUCGUUGCUGCUGCACAGCUCGGAAAUCGUUUUCAGAGACCAGGAAAAACACUGUUGCGUGGAUUUUCUGCUCAGCCUCAGAUAUCCUCUCACAAUUGCUUUCUCCAGUGGGGAUUUAAGAACUAUAGGACUUCCUCCAUAUGGAAUAAUAGUUCCGAGUCCACCAAACAAGAGAUUAACUCUGAUGAAAGCACUAUGCUUCCUUCCGUGAAUGAGCAGCCACGAGAGAUACCCAAAUUUGAUCCUGAGAUGUCUCUAGAAGGACUGGACGAUGUGCCUCCAUUGUCUCCAUUGCAGCCAAUUUCAGAGGAGGAGGCUGUUCAGAUUGUUGCAGACCCUCCCUUGCCCCCUGCUUCAUUCACACUUCGAGACUAUGUGGACCAUUCUGAGGCUCUGCAGAAGUUAGUACUGCUAGGAGUGAACUUGUCCAAGAUAGAAAAACACCCAGAUGCAGCCAACCUCCUUCUGAGACUGGAUUUUGAAAAAGACAUUAAGCAAAUACUCCUGUUUCUUAAAGAUUUGGGUAUAGAGGAUAACCAGCUGGGAGCAUUCCUGACUAAAAAUUAUGCUAUUUUCUCUGAAGACCUUGAAAAUCUUAAGACCAGAGUGGCUUAUCUACAGUCAAAAAAUUUCAGUAAGGCAGAUAUCACACAGAUGGUCAGAAAUGCACCGUUUUUGCUGAAUUUUUCAGUGGAAAGACUGGAUAACAGAUUGGGAUUUUUUCAGAAAGAACUUGAACUUAAUGUGAAGAAGACCAGAGACCUGGUAGUUCGCCUCCCAAGGCUGCUAACUGGAAGUCUGGAGCCUGUGAAAGAAAAUAUGAAGGUUUAUCGUCUUGAACUAGGUUUUAAACGUAACGAAAUUCAACAUAUGAUCACCAAAAUCCCAAAGAUGUUAACUGCAAAUAAAAGGAAACUUACGGAGAUUUUCGAUUACGUGCACAAUGUGAUGAGUAUUCCCCACCACGUCAUUGUCAGGUUCCCACAGGUAUUUAAUACAAGGUUGUUUAAAGUCAAAGAAAGACAUUUGUUUCUGACCUACUUGGGAAGAGCACAGUACGAUCCAGCAAAACCUAACUACAUCUCUUUGGACAAACUGGUCUCAAUGCCUGAUGAAGUGUUUUGUGAAGAGAUUGCCAAAGCCUCAGUACAGGACUUUGAAAAAUUCUUAAAAACGCUUUAGUAUUUGAUGUUAAGAUGUAAUAAUGUAAAGUAAAUGUAUAUGUGAAUAAAUUAAUAUACUGUACUUCAAAAUAAAUACCACAAGCCUCAAUUGA